This is a messenger RNA of Clunio marinus, 3555 nucleotides long. The record is from the annotation of a GenBank genome assembly. Lineage: Eukaryota; Metazoa; Arthropoda; Insecta; Diptera; Chironomidae.
GAGUCCACAUGUGUUCGAACAGUAAAAAGAUGUAAAGAGCUCGAGCUCUCAAAGAAUAUUAAUUUUCUCAAUUAUCCUUUGUUUAUUUACGGUGUAAAAAUGGCAUAAAGGAGACAAGGAGAGGUAUUAAGACCAGUGAUAGUGAAAUGAAACGCUAAAUUGAAGCGAUAAAAAGUUUUUUUCUUACCUGGAGAGACAUUUGAGUUCAUUGACUUCUUUUUUCAUAAAAAAAGUGUCCAAGUUUAGAAUUCGAAGCGACGAAAUCUUAAUGUUCAGCGCAUAAUUUAUGAAGGACAGUUUCUUGUUAUGUUCUUUUAAUUGAAGACAAGGUUUAAGAAGACAAGAUAGGAUAAGAGGAAAACAUUAUAAAAAUAUACAUAAUUAAAUAUGUCGAACACGAAUAUAUCAGUAACAAACAUCAAUUGCCCUAGUGAAUCAUCGGAAAAUAUUGUGGGUGAACAGGCGUCGAUAGAUGGCAAUGUACGCAUCACAAUACCGAAAAUUGAAGAUAAUUCGGACAAUUCAGAUAGUGAAUUGGAGUUGUCGAAUAUUGAAAAGACUGCAACCUGCAAUGUAAAGAGUAGCAAUGGACAAAGGCCAAUGUCAUGGGAAGGAGAAUUAUCGGAGAAUGAAGAAAUGAUGGAAGUUGAGAAAUCAAGUCCGGUUGAGAUGGCUGAGAUAAAGCCGGAAGUGAUUACACCAACUGAGAACAUCACAAAUAAUAAUUUAAAUAUAGUUCAGCAACUUAAAGUGCCAGCUUUUAGUUCGGUGACGACAAAAAAGUUUCCUGACAUUGUCAAUUUGAAAUUCGAGCCUGGAGUAGCUGGAAGUAGUGCGUAUCAAGAGGCUCUCAUUCAGAACAGUCCAUUGCUUGUACGAUCAAAACAACAAUCACUUUUGCCUGCAAAUCCAAGUCCUGAUUCUGCUAUUCAUUCGAUUUACACUCAAAGCUCACCGAGCCAAUCGCCAUUGACAUCACGACAUGCUCCAUACACGCCUUCAUUAAGUCGCAAUAAUAGUGACGCUUCACAUAGCUCAUGUUACUCGUACAGUUCUGAAUUUAAUAGUCCAACGCACUCACCUAUACAAGGUCGACAUUUGAUCUAUGCUCAAGUGCCACCACCAUCGUCAUCACAACAAUUCAAUGGAACAUUGCAUCACUCAAUGCUUUAUCGACCUCUAAUUGAUGGCGAACAACAAAACUUUCGUCUGGGUACGACUGAAGAAAAUAAUAAUGAUCAACAAGAUCCUGGAAUACCAACAACAGCUGGAAUUUCACGACAACAACUCAUCAACAGUCCAUGUCCAAUUUGUUCUGAUAAAAUUUCUGGUUUCCAUUAUGGAAUCUUUUCCUGUGAGUCGUGUAAAGGAUUUUUCAAACGUACAGUGCAGAAUCGAAAGAAUUAUGUUUGUUUACGUGGUGCAGCAUGUCCAGUAACGAUAGCAACAAGAAAGAAAUGUCCAGCCUGUCGUUUUGAAAAAUGUCUUCAAAAAGGAAUGAAACUUGAAGCAAUUCGUGAAGAUCGUACGAGAGGUGGGCGAUCAACGUAUCAAUGUUCUUAUACACUUCCAGUGACAUCACUUCCACAUCAACAAACUAUGGGAAUGGAUGGACAAUUUAAAAUGAAUGGAAAUAAUGUGAAAAGUGAAGGCGGUGAAAACAGAGCAAUAAAUGGCACAAGUGAACAUGUCAUGAAACCAGGCGUGCCAGCAUUACUUCAGGAAAUUAUGGAUGUUGAAUAUUUAUGGCAAUAUAAUGAAAGUGAAUUGACGAGACUCAAUCAACCGACAACAAGUUGCUCCAGUGAUCAACAUCAAUCAUCAUCAGAUGCGAUUAAAAAUAAUCCGUUCCUUGCAAGUGCCGGUGUCACGAACGAUAAUUCAAAUCCCGAUAUGAUUGCAACACUUUGUAAAAUUGCUGAUCAUCGGCUUUAUAAGAUUGUGAAAUGGUGCAAAUCGCUACCGUUAUUUAAAAAUAUUUCGAUUGACGAUCAAAUCUGCCUGCUUAUAAACUCUUGGUGUGAACUUUUGUUGUUUUCAUGUUGCUUUCGAUCCAUCACAACACCGGGUGAGAUUAAAAUUUCACUUGGAAAAUCGAUAACUCUUGCACAGGCAAAACUAAGUGGACUUCAUGUUUGCAUUGAACGAAUGCUCAAUCUAACGGAUCAUUUACGUCGAUUGAAAGUCGAUAAAUAUGAAUAUGUAGCCAUGAAAGUGAUAGUUUUAUUGUCAUCAGACACAGCUGAACUUAAAGAACCAGAAAAAGUGAGGGCAAGUCAAGAGAAGGCACUUCAAGCGUUGCAAGCUUACACUUUAGGUCAUUAUCCUGAUUCACCAGCAAAGUUUGGAGAACUUUUGUUGAGGAUUCCUGAGCUUCAAAGAACGUGUCAGGUGGGGAAAGAAAUGUUAACAAUCAAGCCUAAAGACGGUGAAGAUGAACCUUCAUUUAACUUACUUAUGGAACUUCUUCGAGGUGAACACUAAUCAACGGCAAUCAUUUUAACAAAUUCAAGUUCACUUGAAUCAUUGUGAUUUUCUAAUACAUUUGACUUUAACAGUGAAACUUUGAAAGAGAAAAGUCAAGUUUGGAUCAUCAAUUUGAUGUUUAGCAGAGAAAAAUCAAUUUUAUAGAUUUAUAAAAGAGAAACAGGAAAGUUUUUUCUUGUUUUCAAAUGAAUAGAGAAAGAAAGGUGAACAUAGUUCACUGAAAAUGAAUUAAAUUGUCCUUAAGGCUUCUUAGUUUAAUUUCUUUAUCGUAUCUCUACUUUUAAUUAGAUAUUUCAUGUAUAUUUUUAAUUGUUAAUGUUAUCAGUUUUCAUCAAUCAUCGAUCAUUGUUGUCGACAUUAAUUAAACAACAAUUUUAAAGGCUUUAAUUUCCUUCAAUUAUCCUUCCUUCUAUUGUGCAAUCAUUUUCCUUUAUUUUUUCUCUUCUCGAUCUCUUUCUAAGUUGAAAAUCAUUUUGAAAGCUUCCAUCAUCAAAUUUUUAUUUAUUUAAUUCUUCUUCAUUCUUACCGAUGUUCACAAAUUGGCAGACAAACCUUGAAAGAUACAAAAUAAAGCCUUAAAUUGGAAUAAAAACAAGUUGAAGAUAUGAAAAGUUUUCCUUGUGAAAUGAAAUUAAGGGUCAAGCAGUGACACAAAAAAUCCCAGUCUAAAAUAAAUAAAGUUUCCUUAAUUAACAUUAACUUAGCCGUGAAAUCUUUUAUCGAACACUUUGUUGAAAUAUCGUUUGACCCUAAAGUCAUGAGAGGAAACUUAAAAAAUUUACAGAUUAUAAGAAAACUAAAACGUGCCUUCUUGUUAUAAUUAUUUAAGUGAUGAGAAAUCAGUUAAUUUCUUGAAUUAGAUUAUAGAAUUAAGACAAUUUGUUUUUCUUGGUCGAUCUUAUGAUUUAUUGCCGUGCAAACUGCAAAUGAUUUUCGUUAGCUUGAACUUUUAAAGACGAUAAUUCAGACAUGCAAAAAAUAAAAUAAAAACAGGCAUUAAGAAAGGAAAAUAGUUCUUGUACAUACAUUUUCACAAAUCCAAGUGAGAGAGAAAGAGAUAAAUCAACA